Messenger RNA from Candidula unifasciata, 183 nucleotides. The record is from the annotation of a GenBank genome assembly. Lineage: Eukaryota; Metazoa; Mollusca; Gastropoda; Stylommatophora; Geomitridae.
AUUGCGGAUGCAGUCGAGUCAGUAAGUGGAGAGUUGGAGCGGCUGGAAAUGGACAGCACCUUGCAUGGUGGAUCAACAGCACUCGUAGAAGAGCUGGUUCCAGAGAAUGCCACAGAUGUCUACAAGAAUUAUCAGUUUCGACACAACUAUGCCCAGCUGCCUGUUUUAGAGGCUCAUGAUACA